Messenger RNA from Salmo salar (Atlantic salmon), 3019 nucleotides. RefSeq lists its product as uncharacterized. Gene Ontology annotation, molecular function: DNA-binding transcription factor activity, RNA polymerase II-specific; RNA polymerase II cis-regulatory region sequence-specific DNA binding. The record is from RefSeq and is a predicted model, not a curated record. Gene Ontology annotation, biological process: regulation of transcription by RNA polymerase II. Lineage: Eukaryota; Metazoa; Chordata; Actinopteri; Salmoniformes; Salmonidae.
AAAGUAGAGGAAGAUGGGUCAAGGAGGGAUCCUGAGAGGAGUGGUAUGAGUAGUAGAUCUGUACCAGUUGAGGGAUAGGACAACAAGUGACAUAUGUUUCAGUAAGAUUUGAUUUUUAGCAUUUAUAGCAAGGAUUAUCAAUUGUACUGCAGGGAUGGAACGUAAGUCGCAGAAAAUUGAGGUUGUGGUGGCAGCUGCAGAGAGGUAGCUGACAUCAGAAGAGUUAAUGGGUGUGUUAAGUGGUGGUGUCAGGUUGUUGGCCUGAGGUAGGACUACAUAGAUUGAAAUAGUGGACAAGGGUGGUGUUCUUUUUUUGUGAGUGUAGUAUUAGAUGGUAGGGUAUUUGUUUUUAUUUAUACCAAGCAAAGUAUACGGGAGGUGUACUCCAUUCUAGUAGGUGGCGGUAAUGCAACAUGCCGACCGCCGUUAAACCUCAAAGAAGACCACUUGUCGGUUUCCGGUUCACGGAGGACAUACUUUUUUCUCAAAUGCGGAAAGGUCCAUGAAUAGGAGGCUUGAUGUGUAACGUAAUAAGCAAUACCGUAUUUCAAUGAACUUCGCGCAUUGACUUUUUAUUUAGCCGCACCAUUUGAGCUGACUUCAACUAAUAACAUCUGUUUAAACGCAAGUAAACAAUGAUCAAGAACCAUUUCCACGUUAGCAUUUUUGUUGGAAUUUAGACUUUUAUUAACACCCUGGAACUCAAAACUGCACAACAUCACUCCAGGUAGAAUUUAAAUCGCGUUGGAGACAGGACUUACUUGAUAGAUGUUAUCUAGGUAACGCUAGCUAGCUGUUAACGUUAGCUAACAAUGGCUAAAUGUAUGGGUUUUCACACUCAAAUAGCCUCCAUCAUGGAGUUGCUAGCGAAUUCAGCCGUGACCGAGAUCUGUAAACUCGUAGACGACGACUAUGCAGUGUUUCGUUUGGAAAUAAAUCAAAGCCAGAAAGAAAACAGGGGAUUGCGGAGGAAACUACAGCUACUGGAACUGAAGGUGGCACGGGAGCGCGUCCUUGCCAGUCCUCCCAGUAGUGUCAAGACCCUCGACCGAUACAGAGGAAUGGCAAGAGGUGAAGCACAUCCCACUGGAGGCCACAUGAGCUUUGUGAACCCAGCGGGACACAGCACGUGGAGAGAUGACCAACCCAUAGCUGUUGAGGGGAGUGGAACCUCAACCCAGCAUGUUAUUGUGAUAGAGUCUGCAGAGGCUGCAGGUCCUGGGGUAAAGCAGGAGAGUUCUGAAGGAGAGGACCCAAGACACAACAGAGCCAUCCAGACUGGCGCAGAGGCUGGAGUGACACCCCUUGUAGCCAUGGAGGACUUCCCCACCGUCACCAUGCCCCAGGCCAGGUCCCGACGCAACAUCAGGGAGGAGGAGGAGGGUCCAGAGGUGUUGCUGGUGAAGGAGGAGGGGUCUGAGGAGGGUCUGGGGAACUCUGAGGGGAACAUGGUCAUGGAGGACAACCAGACUACACCUCCUGAACCCACAGAGGAACCAGCUGAGCAGCACAGGACCACACACAGUCUCACUGAGUCAGUAGAGAUGGAGGAUGGGAACACUGAUCUGCUGCUGGUCAAAGAGGAGACGAUAGAAGACAAACCAGAGAGCAUUGAUCUGCUGAGUGGACUAAAGAUGGGGGAGCAAGGUGAUUGGCUGGAGGCAAACAGAGGAGACUGGGUGGACAUCUUGGAUUCCCAGAUCCAGACCGGUGCAGCCAAAGGCCCAGGGGACAACCUCACUAGGCAGGCCAGGACCAGAGGCGACAUAGCGGAGGUCAGUGGAUGGGACAUUGUCUUCAACUCUGGGCUGGGGAACAACACUGUCAACCAGAAACAGACAGUCGAACACAAAACAACCACCAAACUGGGACACAAAAUAACAUCCGGAUUUAGUCUCCAUGACAACAGAUUGGUUGCGACCCGGACGAAGCAUAGAUUUGGUCUGCGGGGACGAGGAGGUGUCCGUAUGCGGCAGGAGAGAACAGACACAGACUCGGCUAGCGAUGCGAAAUCUUGCUCCUAUAGUUGUGAUUCAGAGAGACUGAUGGUGCCUCAGGUUAACCCCCUAACAGGUGCUGCCUUCAGCCUGCCUUCUAUAGGAUCUAUCAACUGGAAUAUGGACCCUGCAACAACACAGACACUCCCUGGCCUUCAUUCUCCUCACACUCUUCUAAUGUUAAACCAGACCUCAGACAAUGCCAGUGCACUAAAUGGCUACACAAGCCCUUUGACAAAUGACAGUAGUUGUAACGCUAUCAGCAGAUCCGGUGGAAAAGAGAAGCACUUCCCGUGUUCUUUCUGUGGGAAAGCCUUCAGUUUCCCCAAACAAUUGGAGAUCCACCAGAGGAUGCACACGGGGGAGAAACCUUUCGGCUGCCAUCUUUGCCGGGUGAGUUUCUCCCAGUUGUCCAACCUGAAGAGGCACCAGAGGGUCCACACAGGGGAGAAGCCCUACAGCUGCCCCCAGUGUCACAUGCGCUUCACCCAAGCUGGCAGCCUGAAGAGGCACCUGAAGGUCCACACGGGAGAACGGCUGUUUGCCUGUACGCACUGCGGGAAGAGGUUCUCAGAGAGGAGCUAUCUCAGGAUACACCGGCAGAAAAACCAUUCCACUCUAUAAAAUAGACAAAAUUCCACUUAAUUUUUAAGAUCAAACUGCAUUUAAGACAAUUAAUUUUCAUUGUUGUCAGCAGAAAAAAUCCACAGAUGCAUUUGUAAUAAUGAGGUUAACAGAUUUCAGUGUUGAAUAUUCCUGGGUAGAAUAUUGCAUCCUGACAUUGUGAUAUAUAGGGCAUAUAUAAGCCCAAAAGUCUGUUAAAUAUUGUUUGUACUGAGUAGGCUAUAUGAGGUUCACAAAUUCCUAUUUGAUUACAUCCAUGGAACAACAGUUUUUUUCACAAAUGUUUAAUGAGAAAAUGAAUGCAGUUUAUCAAGUUCAUGCCGAUUUUGUUAUUGACGUGUGGUUUUCAUAUGGUGUAUUUGACACUUUGUUUAAUAAACACAAAAUGGGACUUUUCA